Molecule: messenger RNA, 2630 nt
Organism: Ailuropoda melanoleuca (giant panda)
Lineage: Eukaryota; Metazoa; Chordata; Mammalia; Carnivora; Ursidae
Gene: BID
Product: BH3 interacting domain death agonist
Exons: 7
Coding region: 413-1000 (195 amino acids)
Biological process (GO): apoptotic mitochondrial changes; positive regulation of release of cytochrome c from mitochondria; positive regulation of intrinsic apoptotic signaling pathway
Cellular component (GO): cytoplasm; mitochondrion; cytosol
Source: RefSeq, a predicted model, not a curated record
GCCUCGGGGACUUUGCCUCCAGCCCGCCGAGCGCGGCGCCCAUCCCGCGGCCCCCGGCUCCCGCUGCCAGUCUCUUGGCCUGCUGCCACGGCCGGUGCGUGGAGCAAAAAGAAAAGUUCCUAAACAGCAAAGUUUCAACAGGAAUAGCCUGGUCCCAAAGGAGUAGACUGAAGGCCAGCACAGUUCCAGCAGAACAGUCGGUUCCUAAAAAAGGAGUCAGACCAAAGGCCAGACAAGUACUCUCAGAAAGGAUAAGUCCUUAAAACAGGUCCCAUAUAAAGCCUGGAAAGCUCAAGCAUCGAGCACAGAAUUCGAAAUCCAGAAGAAAACUUACCCUCAAACUUCAAGGCUGCUGACUUGGGACACCCACAAAGCCGGAAGCAAAUCGGAGCCCUGCCAGGCCACCUGUGCCAUGGAUUGUAAGGUCAGCAAUGGUCCAGGCCUCCAGGAUGAGCACAUCACAAACUUGCUGGUGUUUGGCUUCCUCCAAAACUGCUCCAACUCUAAUUUCCACAAAGAGUUGGAGGUGUUGGGCCACGAGGUGUCCAUGCCAGCUUACCUCCAGGAGGACUACGACGAUGGGCUGCAGACAGACGGCAACCGGUGCAGCUACUUCCUGGAAAGUGGGGAGAGAGAUUCUCAGGGUCAAGAAGAAAUCAUCCAGGAUAUCGCCAGGCAGCUCGCCCAAAUAGGGGACGAUAUGGAUCACAGCAUCCACCCAGGACUCAUGAAUAACCUGGCAAUGCAGUUUAUGAAUGUGAACCUGUCGGAAGAAGACAGAAGGAAGUCCCUCACCGCUGCGCUGGAGCAGGUCAUGCAGACUUACCCUAUGGACAUGGAGGAGGAGAAGACCAUGCUGAUCUUGGCCAUGCUCUUGGCCAAAAAGGUGGCCGAUCACACACCAUCCUUGCUCCGUGAUGUCUUUCGCACAACAGUGAACUUUAUUAACCAGAACCUAUUCACCUAUGUGAGGAACUUAGUCAGAAAUGAGAUGGACUGAGCGGACCCCUCUGGCAAAGCACGGCUGGUUAAAACUUGACGUGGUGACGACAGCACAGCUGCCUGCGCAGAGAUGGAGCCGUGGCCAUAGAAACACAGUGCUUAGAAAAGAUAGGCAUGAGAUAAUAGCUAUUUAUUUCUAUUUUAAAGAUUAUGUUUUAAGCGGGUGAUCCAUUUAGAAUCUUUACAUUAACAUACUUGAAUGAAAAUGUCAACCUGCACAUAUUUGAAUGAGUUUCAUACCAUCCUCUAAGUCCACUGCACAUUGUUGCCUUUAUCUUAUUUCAGUUGUACUGGUCUUCACUUGAAAAUUAAAUUUAAGAACAGAUUGUAAGGCAGAAGGAAAAAAAAAAACAAUGUUUUUUUUGUUUUAAAAAACCUCAGCUUUACUGUUUAAUAUAUUAAAGUGCAACCUUGGGGCAUGGUCUUAACAGCAGGCAAGAUCGUGUUUGAGGAGAACAAGGAGCGGAGACGGAUGCACAUACCCUCACAAAUGAAAAAUUCCUCUCAAAAUAGGGAACAUCGUAAUACUAAGAAGUAACAGUCUUCCCAAACAGUACAAGAGGGCUAAAGUUCUCUACUCAGUAAGCAAUGGGAAAAUUAGUCCUCAAAACAUGGGAUUUUUUUUUAACUUGAUUUCCUUUUAUUGACUCAAGAAGGACCCAUAGGCAAUUAAAAGGUGUGGAGGUGAUUUAAGGGCCCAAGACAACCACAGUUUCCAAAGUCAGGUAACUCAGUGCAUUUUUUCUCUUUCCAAGAAGUCAAAGCUUUGAUAAAAAUGUUAGACUGAUGGAGUACCAGAGGCUACUGCAUACAUCCUGUGGGGAAACAGGUUAAUAAUCUUACGUAUUCAUUUCUCCCGUAUCCCUCAGCUGAUCUUGCCCAAGAAGCUACGUCAAAGAAAACAGGCUUCUAAACAUAUAAAAGAUGAAAGACCAGUUAGAUUUUUUAAAAUUCAACAGUUGAGGUGGUUCCCUUUCUUAGGGACACGGUCAGAAUGCAAGUAAUACCAAAAUAAGUCACUUGGGAAGUGCCAAAAUAAACCAGGAGAGCUUACGUUUAGAAGCAGUGCAACACUGGUCUGUUGUUUCCAGCAAUCAGCAUUUCCUAGGAUUCUCUUUAAAAGUAUGAUGGUGGAUGCUGGGUUUAUAUCACACACAUUACUGUUUCACUUACCAGUAACACUGCUGUUACUAUGAAUGUGACACUUUGGGGAAGGAUACAAACAGGAGUAAUUAGGUGCUAAGAAAUAGUGUCUUGUUACCAAAAACACUUUUCUGUUCCUUGAGAGUUUAAUCAGAAAGGAAAAAUGAGGGGCACCUGGGUGCCUCAGUGGGUUAAGCGUCCGCCUUCAGCUCAGGUCAUGAUCUCAGGUCCUGGGAUCAAGUCCUGCAUCAGGCUUCCUGCUCAGUGGGGCGGGGGGGUGUCUGCUUCUCACUCUCACUCUGUUCUCUCUCAAAUAAAUAAAAUCUUUAAAAAAAAGAAAAAGAAAAAUGACUACAUUGUUCAGCGUUAAAUACAUACCGCACUAGGGCUGGGUUGCAACCUGAUUAUCUGCAAUAUGUUACAAAUACUAAAAGCUGUGCAGUAUGAAGGCCACCGUUUGGAAAUAAAUCUUCCAGUAAAGCUGU